AUGGGUUCUGAAAAGGACCUAGAGGCGGAGGCGGAAGCGGGAGUGACGACAUCCAUGGCCGGCGACGGCGCCCACGGCCUCCGAGGAGGAUCCUCGGACCAAGCGACGAUGACGGAAAAGGAGAGUGAACAUCAACGACGGCACCUCUUUACCUCUUCAGAUGACCCGGAAAAGGCAAAGGAAAGCCAGAUGGAGGAAAGAAAGAGUUUUGACGUUGAGGACGCGACGGAUGGCGAGCAGCGGUCCCAGGAGGACAUCCUCGUCGAGCCUAUCCAAACAACCCGCUCUCAUGCAAGCGCACGAAGUCGCCUCUCCCGAAUCGCAAGUCUCGUAUCCCGCCGCGAGGAUGACAAUGACACCCUCCCCGUCACGGUUCACCCCCUCACCGACCUCCAGGCCGGUCUGGUCGGCUGGGACUCUCAGUCCGACCCCACCAUGCCCAUGAACUUCCCCCGGUCCCGCAAGUGGCUCAUCAUCUGUUUUCUCGCGGGUAUCACCUUCAUGACGCCCUUCGCCUCCUCGAUCCUAGCCCCGGCCAUCAGCAACUUCGACGAGGACUUUGGAAAUGACGACAUCACCCUCGGCACCCUCCCUGUGAGCAUCUAUCUGCUCGGCUACGCCGUCGGCCCGCUGUUUCUCGCGCCCCUGUCUGAGAUGUACGGCCGCCGCCCCGUCCUGAACGCCGCGAACCUCUUCUUCUGCGCCUGGCUCAUCGGCUGCGCCCUCGCGCCCUCGCUUAAUUCGCUCAUCGUCUUUCGUUUCCUUACGGGUAUUGGUGGCUCAGGGUGCCUAGCAAUUGGUGGAGGAGUGGUAGCUGAUAUGUUCCCUGUUGCAGAGCGAGGGAUCGCCUUGGCUGGGGUUAUGGGGGGGACUUUGAUAUCUCCGACUAUUGCGCCGAUCGCGGGUGCCUACAUCGCGCAGGACCUCAACUGGCGCUGGUGCUCCUGGAUCGCCUUUAUCGCCGCCACGCCCAUGGCCCUCAUCAUAGUCAUCUUCAACCAGGAAACCAACCCGCGCGUCCUCAUUGACCGGAAGGUCGCUCGCCUCAGCGUGGAACUCGGCCGUACCGACCUCCGCAGCGUCUACGACGACCCCCCCUCGGCGGGAGUACCCAAACCCACCUCCUCCCAACUCCUCCGGCGGGGGCUCAGCCGCCCCUUGAAGUUGCUCUUCCUCUCCCCGAUCCUCUUCAGCGUGAGUCUGUACUGCGCUUUCGCCUACGGAGUCCUGUACCUCCUCUUCAGCACCAUCCCCCUCGUCUUUACCUCCACCUAUGGGUUCUCUGUCGGCAACGCGGGGCUCGUCUACAUCCCCCUCGGCCUCGGCUUCAUCAUCGGCAUGGCCUUCUUCACCACCCUAUCGGACCGCACCGUCGUCCGCAUGACAAAGGCGAACAACGGCGUCUACGAGCCCGAGAUGCGCCUCCCGGACUGCAUCUACUUCGCCGCUCUGCUGCCCGUCACGUUCUUUUGGUACGGCUGGACCGCCGAGUUCAAGACCCACUGGGUCGCGCCCGUAAUCGGGCUGUUGCCGUUCGGCGUCGCGAUCCUGGGCAUCUGGCAGCCCAUACAGGCCUACGUCAUUGACGCGUAUCCGCUAUAUGCCGCCUCGGCGAUAGGGGCUUUCACCGUCUUCCGCAGCGUCGUCGCGGCGUUUCUGCCGAUGGCGGGACCGGCAAUGUACGACGCCCUGGGGCUCGGUUGGGGGAACAGCGUCCUGGGCUUCAUUGCGAUUGCGCUCAUACCCGUGCCGGCGCUGAUAUACAAGUACGGAGGGCGGUUGCGGAAGUGGCAGAAGCUGGAGCUUUGA
This is a messenger RNA of Colletotrichum spaethianum, 1809 nucleotides long. RefSeq names its product MFS transporter prlG. Gene Ontology annotation, cellular component: membrane. The transcript is spliced from 2 exons. The record is from RefSeq and is a predicted model, not a curated record. Gene Ontology annotation, molecular function: transmembrane transporter activity. Lineage: Eukaryota; Fungi; Ascomycota; Sordariomycetes; Glomerellales; Glomerellaceae. Bases 1 to 1809 code for a protein of 602 amino acids. Gene Ontology annotation, biological process: transmembrane transport.